This is a messenger RNA of Toxorhynchites rutilus septentrionalis, 793 nucleotides long. RefSeq lists its product as uncharacterized. The transcript is spliced from 4 exons. Lineage: Eukaryota; Metazoa; Arthropoda; Insecta; Diptera; Culicidae. The record is from RefSeq and is a predicted model, not a curated record. The coding region runs from base 91 to 609 and encodes 172 amino acids.
AAUUCCGUAUGCUCGAAAUCAUUUGUCACAUUACUGGUAGUUAGAGGAUAACUUAAACCCAAUCUUGGGUUGAGAGUACCAUUGAGUAAAAUGAUUUUGGAGGACACGGUCAAGUAUUUGCGUAGUGCGAAAACGCCAGAGGAUGUCGCCAACUGGAAACUGGUAUACAAUUUCAUCAUCGAAACGAAAUACUUUCUGGAACAUUAUGACAGCAUCAUCGAAACGUGGGAUUUGUGUGACAAGGAAUUUCUAAUGCUUUUAUGGGAGAUUGAAGAGUUGCUCACCGAAUUACUGUAUAAAUACACCACUGUUUCAACGGAAUAUCUCCGGCCUAUUACGUUACCAACGGUGGAAAUCAAAUGUUGUGAUAUUAUGUUCGAGAAAUCCUCCCAGCUCUACAAACAUUACUAUACCGUGCACCAUACUCCUGCCCGAUUAAAUGGUAUACGCUAUUGUGAGAUGAAAGCGGGAUUGCUGAAAUUAGAUUUUUAUCGUCGCAGUUUGAAAUACUACAUUGAAUUUGGAACCUGGGCCAAUCAUGUACUCUGUCUCUAUCUCAAGCGCAUCUAUAAAAAAGUGAAUCACACGAUGGAUCCAUUUCGGGAAUGAUACAAUUCGGCAGAUAACCUGGUCCAAUCAUGUGUGAUAAGUUGGGAAAAGCCUUUUGACUGUGUUUUAUAGCUCGUAGGAUGUUCGGUAAUAAGAAAUUGUUUACUGAAAAAAACAUGCUGUAUCACAAUUUUAUUUAUAAAAAACUGCGAAUGAAUAAAACAAUUAUUUUUCCUCACUACAA